UUUAGUUUCUGAAUUAUUUUUAUUUUGGUCUGUGAGACCCGGCGCCCCGGCUCAGUGUAUUUUUUCUACAACUGGCUGGAUAUAUUUUUCUUUGCAGCAAUGUCUAAUUAUUAUGAAGAAGAGCAAGAAAAACUUUGUCGUUUAUGGGAGGAAGUUGCAUCAGAGGAAGAGCCGUAUGAUGAAGAAGAGGAGUUGGUGUUUCAGGAAAAUCAUGUUGAAACUCGAAGCACUGAUAGCGAAUCCGAACAAGAGUGUUCUGAUAGCAGUGACGACGAUGUACCCCUUGCAAAAUUAGCAAGAAUUCCAACUUUCAUUGGAAAAGAUGGCACAACGCGGUGGCAUAAACAUUGCCCAAACAAAACAGUAAGAACGAGAAGGGAAAAUAUUAUUGUGCGAUUACCAGGCGUCAGAAACUGUGGGAAAAACGCCAAAACACCCGAUGAAUGUUGGUCGUUAUUUUUUACUACUGAAAUGCUCAACAUUAUAGGGGAGAACACAAAUCACUAUAUUUCUGGAUUAGCGAAAAAUUAUGCGAGAGAGAGAAGAGGAACGCCCGCACUAUGAAACAAAUGUGCCAAGGUCGGUGAAAGAAAGAAGACAAGAAGUCGCUGGAACACAAGAAAAUAUGAAAAAUGAAGAAAUCCAACCAGGUACCAGAAGAAGAUGCUUUUUUGCAAAAAGGAUUCAAAAACCAAAUAUUUUUGCAAAAAAUGU
Molecule: messenger RNA, 714 nt
Organism: Sitophilus oryzae (rice weevil)
Lineage: Eukaryota; Metazoa; Arthropoda; Insecta; Coleoptera; Curculionidae
Exons: 2
Coding region: 100-564 (154 amino acids)
Source: RefSeq, a predicted model, not a curated record